GGUUUUUGUGGUUUUCCGAAUCAAUAGAUCCUCUGCGUUUCUGCUCAUUUGUCUAGGGUUUCUGAACUUCUCCCUUCUUUGAUUCCCCCCUUUGUUCCCAAGAAUUUUCUAGGGUGGCUGCUGUUUAGUUUUCUCGAAAAUUUUGUUUUUUUUCCAGUGAUUUUCUCUCAGGGGUUUCCUUAUUUUUUCUCCUUCCUUUGCACCUUGAAAGUGGAAACCUUUCUAUAGGAUUAUGGGAUGCUAUUACUGAUCUCUUCAAAAUUUGUUUUCUUUGCACAAAGGCCUGAAACUUGUUCACUUUCCUAGAAAAUUUUGGCUGUUUUCUUUCUGGGUUUUCCUUGUUUCUCUUUUUCCUUUGAGCUUUUAAACCCUUCCUCUGAGUUGCCAUUAUAUUCUCUUCAAAAUUUUUAAUAUUUCUACGCAAAGGUUGAAACUUUAGUAAUAGCUACACACUUCGUAGCUAUUCAAUAUAUAUCUGGGGACUUUGCUCAAUUUUGGUGAGUAUUUGUGUCAUUUUUUCUAAAAAAAUGAUUCUCCUGUAAUGUUAUUGAUUGGCGUGGCCCUGAUGAUGAAGUAGAAGAUGAUGAAAAGAAAAAUUGUGAUGAAGAGGAUUGAGAAUGCAGCAAACAGGCUACUGACCUUCUCCAAGCAUCGAAAUGGGCUGCUUAAGCAGGCUUUUGGGCUUUCUGUUCUCUGUGAUGUCAUGUUGCAGUUAUCAUCUUCUCACAAAAAGGAAGACUUUAUGAGUUCUCAUGCUCUGAAAUACAAAACGCUAUUGAACGAUACUCUAUGCAUACAAAGGAAAUUCCAACUCACAAGCCUGAAAUGGAACAACACUUGCAGGUUAGACCUCCAUCUUUCAUUUCACAGAUUAAUUUUCCAUGCAUUUUUUUCCGAGAAAAGGGCAGUUCAAAAUUUACUUCUUUGGCCGCAGAUGUACCCAUAGAUGAUCGUAUAUAUAACAAAAAAAUUCUAUUUGGAAAGGAAAGAUUGCUUAAUUUGCAGUUGAUUAGAAUGCAAAUUAGCUUGGUUGCCAAUCUGCUCCUUUUAUUGCAUGGUUUUGGACUCUAAAUACAUGAUUUAGGAAGUGAAGAGUUUCAAAGCGCAGACAAGUGCUUGUUCUAGUCUCCGAGGGAUGGUGCAAAACAUUGUUUCUUUUUCUUUCUUUUUUUUAACAAUUAUGGUCUCCCUGGUUCAACUUGUGUGUAUUUCAAAACUAAUAUCUCCCUAAUCCAGUUAACUGCAAGCCAUCCACAAUGUAACUAAAGAAUUUUUGAGGAA
This is a messenger RNA of Rubroshorea leprosula, 1281 nucleotides long. The record is from the annotation of a GenBank genome assembly. NCBI's taxonomy places the organism in Eukaryota, Viridiplantae, Streptophyta, Magnoliopsida, Malvales, Dipterocarpaceae.